Naegleria gruberi is the source of this 1608-nucleotide messenger RNA. RefSeq lists its product as uncharacterized. The transcript has a single exon. Bases 1 to 1608 code for a protein of 535 amino acids. Lineage: Eukaryota; Heterolobosea; Eutetramitea; Acrasida; Naegleriidae. The record is from RefSeq and is a predicted model, not a curated record.
AUGUUUAUCAACUCGGAAAGGUUGGUUGAAUAUGUAAACAAACAGGUAUUGUGUAUGGAUACAUGUCAUGCUUUGAAUUUAUUAUUUGUUGGGUUGUAUAGUUUGGGAUUUUAUAUGAUUUCCAUAUUCGAAAAUGGUGUAUUGAAGAGAACGAUGGAAAUUUCUGAUCGUUUUGUUUCGUUCCAAGUAGAUGAACAAGCAGAGUUUAUUUAUCUAUUAAGCAAUGGUAAUUGUGGAAGGUUAACGAAAAUGAAACUUGACGAUACUUCAAUAGUUUGGCAUUUUAAUAGCAUUAACAGUUUUUGCUUGGCUGGUAAUGAGAUUUAUGUUGGAUUCUCAUGCAAAACAUACUUGACAGUCCAUAUAUUAGAUACUAUCGAUGGUUCACAAAAAAAGCAAUUCACAGUUGAUAAGGGAAUGAAUACAUUCAUCUUGAAACAAAUGAAAUAUUAUGAAAGAAAGCUCUAUCUUCUAUUUCACAAAUGUGGAACAAGGAAUAUUGUUCAUCACUCAAAUCUUUUUAUGAUUGUUGAUUUAAUAACCGAAAAGACACAACCGAUUAAGCUAGAGAAGACACUUUCGACUAUUGGAAUUACUACAGGAGGUCUUUUGAUUUUUUUUGGUUUAUGGGAUGUAGACGUGUAUGAUAUUAAUAGCAGGUUGCUUCUUGGUAUUAAUUAUUCUCAAUUUCAGUCGAAAUGUUUUUUGUCUGCUUGUGCCAAUCACUUUGAUAAACAUUCGAAUAGAUACUACAUUCAUCAAUUUGAAGAGCAAAAGAAUCAAAAAGAUGAAAUUAUUCAAAUUAGUUCAAGCAUAGUAUCUGAACAAUUGGAAAUAAGUAUGAAUGUUGUAGAUGCGCCACUGAAUUCUAAAAUAUGGCAAGCAAUUGAAAAAUUGGGAGGUCAAUUACCACAAUAUAUUCCACAAGAUAAGAUUAGUUACAGAAAUUUAAACUUUGAAGAUUCACAAUAUUCCAUCUAUCCAGACUGUUUAGAAUAUUUAUUAAGGGUUGAUUUUGGACAAGUUGGCUUUUGGUAUAAAGAUAAAGAAAUUACCAAGAAUUUCACAUUUGAAAAGGAAGCUUAUGUAGAUUGGGUACGAAAGAAAAGAGAUAAUGAACUUUUUUUUGCUACACCAUUCUUUCACAAUCAAGGAAUGUUUCUUUAUGUAAAGAAAGAAGAGCUUUCUAAUAAUGAUGAUUUUCCAGUACAUCUCCUCUAUCAGACUAACGAUGAAAAUAACCAACAUGAAGAAAAGGUAAUGAGUUUGCUUGAAUUCCUUUCAAGAUUGAGUCUUGCUGAACAUGUCAUUUUAAAUACUGGUUUCGAAUAUUUCAUCAACUUUGAAAUGAUUUGUAAGGAAUUAUUGGAAAAGAACAUAAUUGAUCCAGAAACAAGACAAUUAGAUAUCGAAUAUUUAAUCAAAAAUUUUGAGGGAGCUAAUAUGUAUUUGAAAAUUUAUUUCAACAAUUCAAAAUUCCGUUUUGGAAAUUCCAUUUAUGAAAAGCUUUUUUUGAUUCUAACAGCAAACGAUUGUUCAAAAAAUUGCCUUAUUGAAAUGGAAUCAGAAGUUGAUUCAGAUGAUGAUGAUGAAUAUUGUAUUUUGUAA